Mirounga angustirostris (Northern elephant seal) is the source of this 1307-nucleotide messenger RNA. RefSeq names its product integrin subunit beta 1 binding protein 1 (gene ITGB1BP1). The transcript is spliced from 9 exons. Bases 531 to 1133 code for a protein of 200 amino acids. Lineage: Eukaryota; Metazoa; Chordata; Mammalia; Carnivora; Phocidae. Gene Ontology annotation, molecular function: integrin binding. The record is from RefSeq and is a predicted model, not a curated record. Gene Ontology annotation, biological process: negative regulation of substrate adhesion-dependent cell spreading; negative regulation of focal adhesion assembly. Gene Ontology annotation, cellular component: cytoskeleton; cell periphery; lamellipodium.
GGGCCGGGGGCACCGGAAAAGCUGGCGCUGGAAUUAGAACUGGAGUGGCUGCCCCAGCGUCUGUUCCCGGGGCGGCGGGUGUCUGACCCCGAUCACGGGCGGCCCCGGCGGCGGGCCACCGGCUGUGAGGUUCUUCAGUUCAUUAAGCAUGUCCUCUGCCAGUCUGUGCCAAGCAUUGGGUACACGGAUGAAUUAUCUCACCCCCAUCUUUGAGGAGCUCACAGUGAGAUAGUUCUAAGUAAGACAGUUCUAAGUAGGCAACAGCAGGCUAAGGCUGGGAUUAGGGUGCAUGCUCAAGCUGUGGAGAACCAGUCCUUUAGCCCAACCUGGAGGUCCAACGGAAGCUUUCUGCUUUAGUAAAGAAGCAGCCUGAACUGAGUCUUGAAAGGUACCUCAUUUUUCUGAAAAGAAUUGACCAUGUCAGAAUGAGAGGAAGCUCUCUGUGCACACUGUCGUCUAUGGGACCUUUGAAGACAAUACAGUAGUAUUCCUUUUACCGGGAGCUCCUUUGGAUCAAGCUAUGGUGAAAAAUGUUCCGGAAGGGCAAAAAGCGACACAGUAGCAGCAGUUCCCAAAGUAGUGAAAUCAGUACGAAGAGCAAGUCUGUCGAUUCUAGCCUUGGGGGGCUGUCACGAUCCAGCACUGUGGCCAGCCUCGAUACAGAUUCGACCAAAAGCUCAGGACAAAGCAACAACAAUUCAGAUACCUGUGCAGAAUUUCGAAUAAAAUAUGUUGGUGCCAUUGAGAAACUGAAAUUCUCUGAAGGAGAAAGUCUCGAAGGGCCCCUAGACCUGAUAAAUUAUAUAGAUGUUGCCCAGCAAGAUGGGAAGUUGCCUUUCGUUCCUCUGGAGGAAGAAUUCAUUAUGGGAGUUUCCAAGUAUGGUAUAAAAGUAUCAACAUCAGAUCAGUAUGAUGUCUUACACCGGCAUGCUCUGUAUUUAAUCAUCCGCAUGGUGUGUUACGACGACGGUCUGGGCGCCGGAAAGAGCUUACUGGCCCUGAAGACCACCGACGCGAGCAACGAGGAGUACAGCCUCUGGGUCUAUCAGUGCAACAGCCUGGAACAGGCACAAGCCAUCUGCAAAGUUUUAUCCACCGCUUUUGACUCUGUAUUAACAUCUGAGAAAGCUUGAAUUCUGCAAUCUAGUGGAAGCUGACUUCGUGUGGAAGGGCGAUGGUUUUCAAUCUGCAGUGUUGAAUUACUCUGGAAAUAGAAAGUGAUGCCCUGCUCGAGAUUUUCUGGAGAAAUGCAGUGUAUAAAAUAGUGAUCAUUUGCUUUUUUAUUAAAAUGUGUCUUAUUACAGUGA